Molecule: messenger RNA, 750 nt
Organism: Pochonia chlamydosporia 170
Lineage: Eukaryota; Fungi; Ascomycota; Sordariomycetes; Hypocreales; Clavicipitaceae
Product: nicotinamide riboside kinase 1
Exons: 3
Coding region: 1-750 (249 amino acids)
Cellular component (GO): cytoplasm
Source: RefSeq, a predicted model, not a curated record
AUGACCAAAUCUCUCAUAAUAGGCAUUUCGGGGCCGUCCUCCAGCGGCAAAACCACUCUCGCCCGUCUCCUCCGUGACAUCUUCCCAAACACAUUCAUCCUGCAUGAAGAUGACUUUUAUAAGCCAGAGCCAGAAUUGCCUGUAAAAGAUGGCUUGUUGGAUUGGGACUGCGCCGGGGCUCUAGAUAUCCCCGGCAUGGCCGAAGCUCUUUCUUACAUUCGACAACACGCUUCAUUUCCGCCAACCCUGGACUCGAAAGAAGACCAAAACUCGGUCGGAAAGUGCCCCAUCCCGGAAUCAACAAUCACCGCACUCAAACGCAAGGUAUCCGACGCCCUCUCCUCUUCUCACCCCCUGCACGGUAGAGAUCUACGGUUAUGUCUCCUCGACGGCUUUCUGUUGUAUUCGCCUUCCAUGCAGGCUAUUCAGUCGAACCUUGAUGUCAAAUUAUUUGUGAGGGCGUCGUAUGCCAAGGCGAAAGCUAGACGAGAAGCUCGUGACGGGUACGUCACUAUUGAGGGGUUCUGGACGGAUCCUCCUGGCUAUGUGGACAAGAUUGUGUGGCCAAAUUAUGUAGAAGAGCAUGCUUGGAUGUUUGAGGGUGGUGAUGUGGAAGGCACUUUCAAAGAAGGUGUGUUGGAUGACUUGGGCAUCAAGGUGUUGAAAGAAGCGCCAGUAGAUGCUGACAUGGAGCAUGUGUUGGAGUGGAUGGUAAAUAUUGUGAUUGGUGAACUGAAAAAUCAUUCAUAG